AUGUUUCAGAUUAACUUCUAUCGAUCGUAUUUUAAUCUUGACACCGAUACAUUUUUGCAGAAGAUACAGAGAGCUUCCAACCCUCUCAACAGUGCUUUUGCUGGAGAUGAGGACACAGACGAAGUGACAGAAUUGUAUGGCUUUUUCUGGAUAACAGGAACAUUAAUUUUCUUGAUGUUUGUCAGUGCCACAGGAUCUAAUAUCUUAGCGAAUUGGCUUCAUUCCGAUCCGGAAAACAAGCCAUACGAGUACAGUUUUGAAUUGCUCUCGAAAUCAAUCUUUUUGUUCUAUGGUUACAAUCUAGUAGUACCAUUGAUUCUUUAUUUAGGCACAGCUUUUUUGUUGAAGUUUCCCAACACGCUUCCGUUGACGAAGGUGAUCUCUAUCUACGGCUACACGAACAUCUUGUGGUUCCCCAUUACUGCCAUCAACUUCCUAAUCGUGGUUUUCAUAAGCAACAAGAAACACCAUUUGAUGCUUAAUUUCUUAGAAUGGAUCAUAGUACUUAUCAGUGGUACCAUCACUGGCUUAAGCAAUAUCACCAAGUUGAGUGGCGUAAUCCACAAGAAUUGUUUGUUGCUAGCAGAUGGCGAUGCCAGCUCUGCUAAUAGACAGUAUAUGACCAUUAUAGGUCUUUUGGUGAUCGCUCAUGCCUUGUUCACCAUACUUGUCAAGAUUAGCUUCUUUGGAAUUAAAGUGUAG
Messenger RNA from Scheffersomyces stipitis CBS 6054, 702 nucleotides. RefSeq lists its product as uncharacterized. Bases 1 to 702 code for a protein of 233 amino acids. The record is from RefSeq and is a predicted model, not a curated record. Gene Ontology annotation, cellular component: Golgi apparatus. The transcript has a single exon. NCBI's taxonomy places the organism in Eukaryota, Fungi, Ascomycota, Pichiomycetes, Serinales, Debaryomycetaceae. Gene Ontology annotation, biological process: vesicle-mediated transport. Gene Ontology annotation, molecular function: small GTPase binding.